This is a messenger RNA of Dendronephthya gigantea, 2324 nucleotides long. Its product is annotated as chondroitin sulfate N-acetylgalactosaminyltransferase 1-like. The record is from RefSeq and is a predicted model, not a curated record. Gene Ontology annotation, molecular function: glucuronosyl-N-acetylgalactosaminyl-proteoglycan 4-beta-N-acetylgalactosaminyltransferase activity. NCBI's taxonomy places the organism in Eukaryota, Metazoa, Cnidaria, Anthozoa, Malacalcyonacea, Nephtheidae. Gene Ontology annotation, cellular component: Golgi cisterna membrane. Bases 376 to 2250 code for a protein of 624 amino acids. The transcript has a single exon.
AUGUAUUUCGUCGGUGUAUAAUAAGCGUAAAUGAAGAAGUUAUAACUAAAUUUUUAUCAAAUUAUAUUCUUGUUGAAAUAUCUGUCCUUGGAGAUCAAUUUAAACAACGGAACAAUUAGAUUUCCGGCGUUUGAGUGACCGAAGAUUGACACCUAACACCAAAUUCUCUUUGUCAUUCGAGCCAGCAGUGAAGGGCAUUCUACUCCUCGUGAUCUUCGACGCACGAGUUAUAUUUCACAACAGGAGACAGGCGGCGUUGCGUGAAUAUUUUGAAAGUAUCGCACGAGCCACGAUGUGAGUUUUGGAUUUCAGUGAGUUUGUAGUCUCCAAAAAGACAUAUUUAACGUCGAAUAUAGGGGCAUUUGGGGUCAUGUCAUGCCAAGAUUUCACGUCUGGCGUUCCGGUCUCUUUCUCGUCUUUGUGUUUACUGUGAUCAUUGUUCAAAUAUCACUCAAUCUAUUCCUGUCCUCUUGCGACCAACGUUCGGAAGAUGUUCUCGCAAAUAAACGAAAUAUCAUCAAGCGAGAAACGGACGUCGUACGUCGUUUAUACACGGAACGGCUCACGGCAACGCAUCGCACGAUAGCGGCCUUAAAAGUGCGAUUGAACCAAGCAAGUGCCGAGGACGACCGCCGGGAAAACUCCACAGAAAUCGAGAUACUCAGAAAAGUGAACGCGGAAUUGUCUUCGAAGUUAGCGAAAUAUAAAAAACUACGAAAAAUCGUCAGCGCGCAAGAGCUGAGUCGGCUUAAAUCCGACGCAACGAAACUUGAUUUCCUCAAAUCCGAAACACCUUACAACGAAUUUUCCAUCACGCCGUUCGACAGUUUUACGCACGUCGGAAUUUAUUCUGUCAACAAAGACGGUCUCGUUACCCGGCCGGCUAAAAGACCCAUCGGUGCGCGCGUCAAGGAACACGAGGAGAUCUUGAAUUUUGCCUUGCGCGUUCUGAGAGACGAACUCCCAGGUGCGCGGAAUAUCGAGAAACGCGAUUUAGCAAACGGGAUAAGCCGAUUAAGUCGCGUCACGGGCACGCAAUACGAUCUCAUUUUCAAAGCUGGAAAACCAAAUCAGUAUCAUCGGGUCAAAAUUCGUCGCCCUUUUUCGCACCUGGAACUUGUGGACGAGGUUGAGACUUUGGACACUUCGAAAGAACUUAUAAACCUCAUCAUUCCCUUAUCUGGACGAACGGACAGUUUCAAAGUGUUUCUAAGACACUUUGGGGAUAUCUGCAUUCGAUGGGACGGAAAAGUUUAUCUUACGGUGGUCUAUUUUGGCCAAAAGGGCUACCAAGAAACGAAGAAUUUACUCGCGGAGUUCGAAAAGAGGGAAAAGUUUAAAAACUAUAAAUUUAUUUACAAUGAUGGGCCAUUUUCGCGUGGCGUGGGACUACAACAAGGUGCCCUUGCUUGGGAGAAAGGGAACAACAUUAUGUUCUUUUGCGAUGUUGAUAUGCAUUUUACCGCCGAUUUCUUAGAGAGGUGUCGUUUUUACACAGAACCCGGGCGGAUGGUGUAUUAUCCUAUCGUGUUUAGCUUGUACAAUCCUGAGAUCGUUUUCAACGGUAAACCGCCCGCAAUCGACCGGCAGCUUUACGUGGGUAAAUACAACGGUUUUUGGAGGGACUUCGGUUUCGGAAUGACCUGCGUCUAUAAAAACGACUUCGUUGCAACCCGGGGUUUCGAUACAACCAUCCACGGCUGGGGAAUGGAAGAUAUUAAGUUAUAUAGGAAGUUCUUGCGGACAAAAUUAGCGGUCAUCCGCGCGACAGACAGGGGCAUUUUCCACAUGUAUCACCCGAAGAGAUGCGAUUCAUCUCUGCCAAGCGAACAGUAUCUCUCGUGCCUGCAUAGUAAGGCCUCUAACGAGGCCUCGCAUCGUCAAAUGGGAAUGCUCGCUUUUGGUAAUAGACUGUUUAGUAACCUGUCCCCUGACUGGAAGACAAAGCUGGAGUACCAGCCGGAUUUCACAAUGAGGGACUCGAAGACUAAGAGUAAGAAAGCGAUUGAUCUCUGGAAGAGAGCCGACGAUCUGGACAUUGAAAUCUUGGAAAUAAAACAAUUGCAGAAAAGACUUGAAUAUGCCAUGAAUUUCACGACAUUCGGAAGGAAUAUUUUCAACCAGAACACAGUGGAUGUUCGUGUUUUAAGAGAUCUGCGAUUGGGUCUUGAGAAUACUACGCAAGUUAUCAAAAAAAUUGCCCUUUCUUUGGGGAAGAAUAACUCCAGAAUAAACGAUAAAUUUCAGUAAUAUAUAACAGUUUUCAAAUACAUCGUUUUUGAUCGAGAUAGUGUGUCUGAUUUUAGUUCAUUUGAAAAAGUCAU